Messenger RNA from Oncorhynchus nerka (sockeye salmon), 2272 nucleotides. RefSeq names its product interleukin-10 receptor subunit beta-like. Lineage: Eukaryota; Metazoa; Chordata; Actinopteri; Salmoniformes; Salmonidae. Gene Ontology annotation, cellular component: plasma membrane. Bases 131 to 1069 code for a protein of 312 amino acids. The record is from RefSeq and is a predicted model, not a curated record. The transcript is spliced from 7 exons. Gene Ontology annotation, biological process: cytokine-mediated signaling pathway. Gene Ontology annotation, molecular function: cytokine receptor activity; protein binding.
UGGAUAGGAGAAGGGAAGUAAGUUUCACUCAGAUUCUGGGAAUUGAAUGUAGGUUUCGUUGCAGGUUGUUACUAAUAUAGUGAUCUAUAAUAGUAUGUUGCAAUCCCAUAAAUGAUCCUGAUCUACUGAAAUGUUGUGUCUGAACGGCGUUUUGUUGUUUUGGAGUCUCUGUCAUGUCCUCAGACAAGCGUGGUCUGAGGAUGAGCUGUCAUCUCCACGGGACGUGCGCGUUGACUCUGCUGUGCAUUGGAGUCCCGCCGCAGACAGGCCAGGGAUAAAGUACACGGUCCAGUACAGGACCAGUGAUCGCGAAAAGUGGCACAACAUUUCGGGCUGUGUUCAGACCGAGCUCACCACCUGUAAUAUACAGUCUGGAUGUGUGAUGGUGCGAGUCCUGGCUCAGGAAGGGAACCGCACAUCCAGAUCCGUCGAAGCCUGUAGACAUGCUGAUUCUUGCAGCCCUGAAGUCCAGUUGACCUCCAAGGAAGGACUUCUGAUGGUCCACAUGGUAAAGAACAACCGUCUACUGGAGGAUUUUGGAGGCCAUUUUCAAUACAACGUUCAAUAUGGCCGAGACGGGGAGGAGCUCAAACAGGAUCUUUACACCUCCACAUCCCUUAAGACCAUCGAACGUCUGGAUGUGGGCCGGAGGUACUGUGUACAGGUCCGGUAUUCAUGUUACCAAAAACCCUUUGGAACCCCCAGCGCUCAACAUUGUGAGUCCAUCCAAGAGUCAGAAAGGACACAGAAAAAGAAGAUUGUGGCGAUCGGUGUGACCUCUACCAUCCUGUUGGGUGUCUUGGUAGUGGGCCUUACGCUCUUCAUCUACAGGCACCAUACGAAAAUCAAACAGUUCCUUCAGCCCCCACUACGGUUACCAGACCACUAUUGUGAGUACCUGUCAGGGGUGUUCCCCCAGCAGGCCCUGUCCCUCACAACCAGUCCCUGUGAAGAACACCAUGAUCUCAUCUCCAUCAUCUGCCUUGAAGAGGACCUGAUUCCUGAGUCUGACAGAGAACAGGAUUAUGACUCACCUAAUGGACUGGAUUUCUUUGAUCAUUAUGAAUGAUCCUGUGACUUCAGACAUGAGACUUAUGCACUCCAUUAGGAUUUGAGAUGAACUUGAUAGCGUCAGAACAUUAACUAGGGGCGGCAGGUAGCCUAGUGGUUAGCGUGUUGGGUCAGUAACCGAAAGGUUGCUGGAUCGAAUCCCCGAGCUGACAAGGUAUGUUGGUAGGCCGUCAUUGUAAAUAAGAAUUUGUCUAGUGAACUGAUUUGCUUAGUGAAAUAGUUUUAUAGUAGGCCUGGCUAUUGCACUGUUUCCACUCCAAAGGCUUUGCUUAGCAUCAGCUACCAACAUUAUUGUUGAUCAAAAGAAAACUAUUUUACCAUAAAGUAAACAUCUGUGGGUAUUUCAGUUUGCUCUGCAACCGGGGCCAGAGAAAGGUGCUUGUGUCUCAGUAAUUACACCUACCCAGUAGCUGGAUUUUCAUUGGAUAAUAAUCGGUGCAAUCAGGUAGUCCAGCUAAAAAUAGAACUGCUAUACAUUUCUAAAUCAUUUUAGGAAAGUGCUGAGGUUUUCUGGAACAGUAAGAAAGUGUCCUUGGGCCAGGACUUAAAUUGGGGGGUUUUGUUUGUUACAUUACUGCUGUAUAUUACAAAUCUGUACAUGUCACACUAUUUCUAAGUAUUAAAAAAAUAAUUCAAAUGUUUAAUGGGGUACUUUGGGAUUUAAGCAAUGCUAACUACCGUUAGUGCUAACUACAAGGUUAGUGCUAACUACCGUUAGUGCUAACGGUACUACCGUUAGUGCUAACUGUACUACCGUUAGUGCAAUGACUGGGAAGUUCAUGGGUAUCUGCUAGCAGGUAAUUUUACGAACCAAUUAAAUGACAUUUUCCCUGAGGUGUACUGUAUGUAUGUAUGUUCAAAGUUGGUUAUGUCUUAAGUGUAAAAGUGUGUUGAGACCUAUAUGCUGUCACUUUAUACGUUCUCCUCGUGCUAAUUUAAUUUAUUUUUAUAUCGAUUGUAUUUCUUCUUUUAUUAGGACGGCGGCAGGGUAGCCUAGUGGUUAGAGCGUUAGACUAGUAACCGGAAGGUUGCAAGUUCAAACCCCUGAGCUUAUUCUGCCCCUGAACAGGCAGUUAACCCACUGUUCCUAGGCCGUCAUUGAAAAUAAGAAUUUGUUCUUAACUGACUUGCCUGGUUAAAUAAAGGUUAAAAAAAUUAAAAAAUUACUUCAUGCUGUUAAUAAAUGUUUGGACACAGUCAA